This is a messenger RNA of Caenorhabditis bovis, 474 nucleotides long. Lineage: Eukaryota; Metazoa; Nematoda; Chromadorea; Rhabditida; Rhabditidae. The record is from the annotation of a GenBank genome assembly.
AUGUCGCUUCGAUCGCAUCCGUAUCAGAGCAGCCGACGCGGUGAGAUCCCGACGUCGUACCGAGCAAUGCUCAUUGCUUUGACAACAAAAUCGAAUAGCUUAUCGGGAGCUGACAAAAAACUAUACGGAUGCUGCAAGAGUCGCCAAAUGGAGUACAUUCAAAAUAGGUUGCAUGUGACAAAAAAACACCAAGAGCAAAUCGAUCAAUUGUCAAAAAUUGCCAAGACCAGAUGGGAAUUCGACGCUGUCGAACUGUUAAAGGAUAUUCUUCACGAAAUUCGAAACUCAGAGUUUUCUCUCAUCCGAGUCAGUGAGCCGGUACAAGCGUUUCGGCGAGAGAAACUUCUAUUGGAUAUGGUUGAGAAAUAUCGUGAACGUUACAUUCGACUAUUUCCGAACAAAGCGAACGAAGAUCAUGACGAAAUCGUUCCAGAGGAUCCUUUCAACGCUCGCUUCGGAACCCGACCGUUGUGA